AUGUCAGAAGCGUUGGUGCAUUUGGAGCAAGUCACUCGGCUCUCCUCGAGGGUCGUGCGCGUUCUCGGUUCCAAUCCAGGCAAGUUCACACUGCAAGGCACGAACACCUACCUCGUUCAUGCGCCUGUGCCAUCAGCCGUCGAUCAUGCCGAUAGACGAAAUGUGGAUGCGCUGCCUUGCGUCCUCAUCGAUGCAGCGGAGGGAAAGAGCGCAUACAUCGACACGCUGAGAGGUGUCUUGCUUGGUCGAGAUGAACACGUUUGGAGCGGCACUCAUCAAACGAGCUCGGUCGCGAGCUCAAGUUCUGAUCCUUAUCCUCGCUUCACCAUCACUGACAUAAUUCUUACUCAUCGGCACGUAGACCACGUGGGCGGUCUGCCGAGUGUACUCGAGCUGCUUGCCGAUAUUCGACGAGAGCAUGAGAGCAAGCCUCCUCGGAUACACAAGCUGCGAGACAAAGUCAAAGCCGCAGCUGGCGAGGUGGACGAGGUGGCUCGGCUGCUCGAAGAUUGCAGCUUUACGCUCUUCGCAAAGUCGGAGGGUGGAGAAGAUGUGCACUGGAUCGAAGAUGGUGACUCUUUCCAACUUGCCAAUAACGGAAUCAGCUUCUCCUCCACCGGGUCUAACACCACCGAACAGCCGCAAUCGAAGCGCAAUGCUGGCGUCCCGGCGCUUCCGCAGCAUCUCGCGCUUGAUGAGACGUCUGGCGAUAUGACGACUUUGCAAAUCUUGCACACUCCGGGUCAUACGGGUGAUCACAUUUGCUUGUUCUUGGCUCAAGAAGCUUCGCUUUACACUGGUGACAAUGUUUUGGGACAAGGCACGAGCGUAUUUGAAGACUUGCGCGUCUACUUGCAAAGCUUGAAGCGCAUGUCGGACGCUCUCGAAAGAAGCUCGACCCCUCGUGAGGCGUACGGGAAGAGCUUUGAGCGUCUCGAAGAGGCUUCGAAUCAGGCGCAAGCAAGCACGCCGGAGAACAGGCUCUACCCCUCUCAUGGCCCUAUCCUCGUUCAGGGAAAAGCCAGCAUCAGGGAAUACAUCUCUCACAGGCUAGAACGCGAAUCCCAAGUGCUCGAGUUGCUUUUGCGUCCGAAAUCUGCCCCGGAGUCCACAGACGACGCGUGGACAGCACGAACAAUUGUGCAAGAGCUAUACAAGGGCUAUCCCGAGAGUCUACACAUUCCAGCGGCUCGAGGGAUCUUUUUGCAUCUUGUCAAACUAUUGCAGGAUACCCGAACAGAGCCAAUUGCGGCCCCAACAGGCUCAAUCUCCGAGAAAAGAUCCAUAGUCGUCAAAUGCCUGGAUGAAGAUGACGACUUCAGGCAGGCGGACAAAGCCAGCUCUGGCGGUGCAGCGUCUGGGUCGGCGUCAGAUGCAACGUAUACAUGGGAAGACAUCUGGCUCGACUCACUCGACAAACGUUGGGUAGCAGAGCGCGCACAGGAGGGCGUUCAUCCCACGAGUGGCCGAAUGUGA
Messenger RNA from Ceraceosorus guamensis, 1476 nucleotides. Its product is annotated as Metallo-hydrolase/oxidoreductase. NCBI's taxonomy places the organism in Eukaryota, Fungi, Basidiomycota, Exobasidiomycetes, Ceraceosorales, Ceraceosoraceae. The coding region runs from base 1 to 1476 and encodes 491 amino acids. Gene Ontology annotation, biological process: secondary metabolite biosynthetic process. The transcript is spliced from 3 exons. The record is from RefSeq and is a predicted model, not a curated record.